Cryptomeria japonica (Japanese cedar) is the source of this 1480-nucleotide messenger RNA. RefSeq names its product protein DEHYDRATION-INDUCED 19. The record is from RefSeq and is a predicted model, not a curated record. The coding region runs from base 348 to 1037 and encodes 229 amino acids. Lineage: Eukaryota; Viridiplantae; Streptophyta; Pinopsida; Cupressales; Cupressaceae. The transcript is spliced from 5 exons.
GAAGAUUCCCAGAAGGACGACAAACUACUGGCGGCCCACUUGAUGUACGGGGAUUACCGGUUCAGCCGGUCGACAGGAAGCUGAAUUUCCACAGAGGAAAUAGCACGUUGGCUUUUCCUGGGGCGAAGGAAGUUGUUUAUUUCUGACUGAAUAUGCUCCUCCCUCAAAAUAUAAAACAAAUUCCCACAUACCCAUUUGUUUUUUAUUAAUAAUCCAAUUUGUUUUUCAUUAGUUUUUAGGACCCAAUUAAUUCGGGAGAGUAUUGUGCAUUUAGUGCUAGAAGCAGAAGAUUUUCUUGCCUUAAGCUGCCGUAAAGGUUAAGUCACAGAGGACCAGUUCGAAUUACAAUGGAUGAAGAAAUUGGGUCUGCUUGUAUUAAGCGCCAUCAAGGCAAUCAAUUAGUUGCAGAUCGGCUUAUGACCUUGGAGGGUUUGGAGGAGGAAGAUGAAGAAAUCCGACAAGAUCUUUCUUGUCCCUUUUGCUACAAGGAUUUUGAUGCAGAUACACUUUGUCACCAUCUGCAGGAUGAGCAUUGCUUCCAGGCCAAUAGGAAACAGGUAUGUCCUAUCUGUACAGCUAAAAUUGAAAAGGACAUGCUUGAGCAUAUUACUCGUCAGCAUGGCUAUAUGUUCAAAACUCAAAGGAGAACUUCUCAUAAUGAAGGUAUUCCUUUGAAUCGUAAGUUGUCCUUUUUGGGUAAGAAUCCACAUGAAGGAGUGCAUCGUUCUUCUCAUAAAGGAACCUCUGCUGGUGCAGGUUUCAAUACUCCAAGUGCAACUUUAGAUCCUCUUUUAUCUUCUUUUGUAUAUAGUAUGCCAAAUUGUGAGGCCAAGAAACAGCCAGAACGAAGUCUUUCAUCUGAAGAAAGCCUCACAAAGAAUUGUGCCGCCUCUUCAAGCUCCAGUGUACAGGUUAUAACCAGUUCCGAAUCCUCUCACACUCUCCAAAAUCAGGAACAAACAACUGAUGAGCUAUCAGGAAAAGUCAAUUUUGUGCAGCAUCUGGUUCUAUCAACCAUUCUAGGUGAUGAGUUCUAGCUUUGACAGACGUGUUUUCCAAUUGAAUUAUUGAGCUCUCUUCUGGACAUUGUAAGCACAUCUUAUACCUGUUGAGAAAGUUGUGACAAGAAGCUAGAAUGCAUUGAUUUAUUAGUUGACUAUGAUUCACUAAUGCAAGAGACCCUCGGUUGGAUAAAUUCAUACUGCAUGGCUACUGGAAUUCUAGGAUUUAAAACUUCACAAACUGCUUGCUCUGUAUCAUGGAAGUUCUGCCAUCUACGAGAAGUUCCCAAUGUGGAGUUAACUACUCCAGCAUGUAUCUAUUUCCUGUAAUUUUGAGCAUACAAGGCUUUGAAAUAUCAACACUGCAAAAACUGGAAUAAGAUACAUUUUAGUUUUGCUUUCCCUUUAUGCUACCGAUGAGCAUUUUCAAUGUCAUGGAUUCAAUUGAUGAAGUUGUAUGAAUGUUUUUGUAUCUAGCU